AUGGAGGUUGGCGAAGAACAAUUACUUCGUACAAAAAUUUGUUCUGAAAUGCAAUGGUUGUUCCUCACACCUGGAGGAACAAAAGAAUGGCUUCCAAUAUGCCCUAAUGAGUUGAAACCAGCUAUAGGGAUGAAGUUUAAUAAUCUUGAAGAGGGCCUUGAAUUUUAUAAAAGAUACGCAUUUGCUGCUGGAUUCAACACAAGAAAGUCUACAACUAAAAGGCAAAGAAGAAGCAAAGAAUUGAAAUCACAGUAUAUCUUAUGCAAUAGAGAAGGAUACAAAGAGAAAAGAAAGCCUACUGUUGAAAAAGAUUUAAAUAACAACGAAGGAGAAAGCAAUGAAGAAAAAACUUCAAUCAAAAGGAAGAGACUCGUUACUCGUGUUGGGUGCAAGGCACAUAUUAUCAUAAAGCAUUGUGAUGAUAACAAAUUCAUAGUGUCACAAUUUCAUGAGGGACAUACUCAUCCACUUUAUAAACCUAGUUGCAAUCUCUUCCAAAAAGAAGGAAGAAAAAUGAACAUAUUGCACAAAAGAACAAUUGUGAAUAAUUCUAAGGUGGAUAUUUGUCCAGUUACAACUUUUCGAAUGUUGAAGGAAAUUGUUGGAGGAUAUGAUAACAUUAGUGCAUCUAAGCAAGAUUUCAAAAGUUUUCAUAGAGAUUUGAAAGCAUACAUUCAAGGAAGUGAUGCUCAAAUAGCAUUAUGGGCUGACCCCCUUUGUAAAAAGAGUUACGCUCUAUUUGGUGAUAUGUAUAAUUGUUUGCUUAUUUCACAAAUGAGCAUUGACUUAUUUGCUCAUUUCAGAAAUGAGCAUUCAAUUAUUUGCUUAUUUGACAAAAAAGCAAACAAUUUAACUAUUACAAACUGUGAGUGCGUGUACAACAUGGUGUUUACUCCAUUUACAGGGGUUGACCAUCAUAAGAGCUGCAUUACUUUUGCUGUUGGUUUCAUAGCAAAGGAAGAUACAGUGUCAUUUGAGUGGUUGUUCAGAUUAUUUCUCAAGGCAAUGGGUGGAAAUGAACCGAAUUGUAUGAUUACAGAUCAAGAUCCAGCAAUGAAAAUUGCUGUCAAAAGUGUGUUUAACAAGACCGAACAUCGCUUCUGUAUGUGGCACAUAAUGAAAAAGUUACCAUAUAAGGUGGAGAAAUCAAUCAUGCAAGAAGAAACUGGUUUCCUAAAAAAAUUAUGUGCUUGUGUUUGGCAUCUUGAAAUUGAACCUGCUGAGUUUGAAGAAAGGUGGAACAAGGUGAUGGUUGAAUACCACUUGGAAGAACAUGAGUGGUUACGUUAUAUGUACAAGAUAAGGAACAAGUGGAUUCCGGCGUAUUUCAGAGAUGUGUUCCUUGGAGGAAUAAUGCGUACAACAUCAAGAUCCGAAAGCGAAAACAACUUUUUCUGCUCCUUUAUCAAUCCUCAUGUGUCACUUGUUGAGUUUUACUUGAGAUAUGAAGCUGCAAUUGAUGCCCAGAGACACACUCAAGGUCAAAAUGAUAACGAUUCAAAGCACAAAUAUCCUGAGUGCAAAACACCACUAGGGAUAGAAAAGCAUACGUCACAUUUAUAUACUAACUCUGUCUUUUAUGAAUUUCAAUAUGAGGUUGAAAUUGCUUGUUUUUCUUGUGGUGUUGAUGCAUUGAAGAAAGAAAAUGGAUUGGAAGUUGCAAAAACAUAUGAUUUGGUUUGGAAAGCAAAAAGGUUUGAAACCAUUCCUGAACAGUAUAUGCUACACAGAUGGACUUCUAUGGCACUGAAAAAACCAAUUUUUGACUUGGGUGGAAACCUGUUGGAGCAAUGUGCUAAUUUAAUAUACAAGAAAAAAUUAUUAAAUGAUUUAUGGUCAGAGAUACACACUUGUGAUUUGGAGGCUAAGAGGAUUGCAAGGAAUAAUGAAACAACAGGAAGUGCAAACAACAAAGGACAAGACAUUGAGCUAUUGAUUGGAGCUAGUGUGCCAACUGAAAUAAUUGUCAAACCUCUAAAAAUUUCAAAGAAUAAAGGGACUGGAGUUCAUGUAUCAAAUGUAGAGACUUCAAAAGAGAAAGGGGCAAAAAUUGAUGUGCCAAAUGUUGAAACAAGAGGUAGAAGUGCAAAAAGGCUGAAGGGAGAAAAAGAAAAGGCUGUACAACAAAACCAGAAAAAGAAGAGAUUAUGUAGAGGUUGUGGUGAAUUGAGUAAUCAUGAUAUUAGAAAUUGUCCAAACAAAGUAUAA
Molecule: messenger RNA, 2208 nt
Organism: Amaranthus tricolor (Joseph's coat)
Lineage: Eukaryota; Viridiplantae; Streptophyta; Magnoliopsida; Caryophyllales; Amaranthaceae
Product: protein FAR1-RELATED SEQUENCE 5-like
Exons: 9
Coding region: 1-2208 (735 amino acids)
Biological process (GO): regulation of DNA-templated transcription
Source: RefSeq, a predicted model, not a curated record